GAUAUGAUUGGAUCUAUGAUUGGAUCUAAACCCCGAGGGGGCUAUCCAUACCCCAUCUUUGGAUCUGGAACUGGACUGUUUGUAUCGGAUGAGUCCGUAGUGAAGCCCGUGGUGAGCGUGUACCCAGCAGCAUCCAGAGUCCCUGUGGAGAGGGGCAGCUCCCUGCUGUGUCUGGCCUCAGCCAUGUUUCCUCCUGUGGUCCAGUUCUCCUGGAAAAGACAGAAGAACAACGGACAACCAGAGAACCUUCCUUCUACUGGGACAGAGCAGCUGGAUCUCAGAGAGUCUGGACGCAGCGCCUCCAUCCUGCUGAUCCAUCAGCAAGAGGACAGCUCCUAUAAAUACAUCUGCUCCGUCAAACAUGAGGGGGGAACAGUGGAGGUCCAAACACAACAAGAGUUUGCUGCACUUCCAGCUGCAGGUUCCACAGCAGCUCUAACAUCCCAUCCAGCAUCUUCCAGCAUUCUAGCAGAGGGAACAGCCUCUGUUCCUCCUCUGGACCUGGUGAAGCUGUCCUUCCAGUCUGAGUGCAGGGUGAAGCUGCUCUGCCUGCUGUACACAGUGCUGAUAGUGAAGAGUCUGGUGUACUGCUGUGGACUCUCUCUGCUGAUGAUCCUCAGAAACAAGGGAGCAUCCACCAACUCCAAACAUGCUGACUGACUGUUUUCUGAUCCUCUUUUCUCUCCAUCAAAUCUCAUCCUUUCAUCUCAUUCAUCACUUUGAUCACAGCUCUCUAAUGUUCUUAAUGACUUGAUACAGAUUCUUCAUCAAACUGUGUCAGUAGAUGUUUUAUGAAGAUGUUACAUUGAUUUCUUCUUUUUCUUUUAAAUAUUUUUAUACACAGUGAUCC
Molecule: messenger RNA, 850 nt
Organism: Oryzias melastigma (Indian medaka)
Lineage: Eukaryota; Metazoa; Chordata; Actinopteri; Beloniformes; Adrianichthyidae
Product: immunoglobulin lambda-like polypeptide 5
Exons: 3
Coding region: 4-660 (218 amino acids)
Source: RefSeq, a predicted model, not a curated record